Messenger RNA from Fonticula alba, 1924 nucleotides. RefSeq lists its product as hypothetical. The coding region runs from base 1 to 1656 and encodes 551 amino acids. The record is from RefSeq and is a predicted model, not a curated record. NCBI's taxonomy places the organism in Eukaryota, Rotosphaerida, Fonticulaceae. Gene Ontology annotation, molecular function: ubiquitin protein ligase activity; zinc ion binding. Gene Ontology annotation, cellular component: cytoplasm. The transcript has 6 exons.
AUGGGCCCCUCCUCCGCACAGCCCGCCGCCGCCGCCGCCGCCCAGGCGUCUCCCCUCUCCCCGAUCAUCCGGUCGGCCAUCCGCCUGCUGGCGGCCGGCGACGAAGCGGCUCGCUCCCCCGAUGGGCCCGGAUCAUCGCCGGCCAUCGACGUGCUGCACAGCUCGGACUCCGAGGGCAGCGACAUGCCGAGCUUGGUGGACCCCCCGGCAGACGAGCCGCACACCGACGAUCCGAUUGUCUUUCUCCCGGACGUAAUCAAAGCCAUUGACGAUGUCGAGCAGAUGGCCAAGGAGACCUUUGCGCGCGAAGAGAGUCUCUGCUCGCGCGGUGCAGGUUUCACUCUGCAGGAGGUCUGGGCCUGCCUGACGUGCCUGGCCGAGGCGGCCGGCCACGGGGCCGAUACCCCAACCGCCAUCGAGCGCCGGGGGAACUACCUUUGCGACGCGUGCACCGUCGAAUGCCACCCCGGGCAUGAUGUCCGCUCGCUUGGGUAUCGCCGUGGCGUUCGCUGCGACUGCGACGACCCGGACCGGUGUCCUGGCCAAAAAUGCAGCCUGCUGGCAGACCUCAGCGCCAAGCCGGCCGCACGCCGGCCGGUGGCCAGCCCCCUGGGGGAUUUGAUCCUCCGAGACCCGGUGGCCAAUCGGUACACACUGGGCAAUGCCAAUCGCUUUUGCAUCUGCCGGCGCUUCUACUCGGAGGACGAUGGCCCGGCGGCGCCGGGAGAGGCCGACGGAGCCCCAGACGCUGCCCCGGCCGAUGAGGACGACAUCAUGGUCCAGUGCGUCGGGUGUGAAGACUGGCUACAUGGGCGAUGCGUGGCCCGGGCACGUGGAACGGAUGCCGACAGCUGCCCGGCCGGGCCCUGGGAGCUGCUUGCCUCGACGCCCGCCGCGGCACUGCCCGCGGCCGGACCCCGGAGCCACUGCUGGGCAUACUUCCUGUGCGGGCGGUGUGUCGCAGGCGACGCACUUCCGCUUGCCUGGGCGCUGCGUGCGGCGCCCGACGUCGAGCGUGUUCCACUUGACCCGUCCUACUUGGUGGGAGACAACUCGCCCAGCCGGACUCCGAGCCCGGACUUGCCGCUGGGCUGCCGCACGGCGCCGGCCGAUCUGGACGACUUCCGGGCCGGCGUGCAUGGACAGCCAUUCCACAUGCUGCUGCCGCGCACCUUCCGGAAGAUGGUGUGCGGGUGCGGCCUGUGUCGGGCGCUCCUUCGCCAGGGGAUGGACCUGCCGGGCCACUGGGAGGGCCCUGGCCCGGAGUCGGUCGACUGGUCCCCUCUGGCGGCCCUGCUGCUGGGGCCGGUGGCCGGGCUCCAUACCGCUGGGCCGGGUGCGGGCGACGAACGCGAGGAGGCACAGAGUGCGGGAGCCGGUGCCGCGGCCCGGCCGGCCCGCGCGGCGGUCGCUGCGGCCGUGGCCCCGGCGCACCUCCGCUCGGGCGGUGCUGGUACCCCGGCACACGCGCCGGAACAGGCCCACGCCAUCGCCCAGGGGAUUGCCUCGCUCCAUUCGCAUCUGCGUGCGGAGUUGGCCCAGCUGCCGGCAGACUCGGUCGUCACGCCGGAGAUCAUCCGCGGAAUUUUCAGCCGGCUGCGUCGCGAGGGGGCCGAGGAGGGGGCCCCGGCGGCCAAGCGCCAACGCGGCGCCUGACUACACACUCCGCCUGGCCAUGGGCCGCGCUUGGUUGGGCGGCUUUCCUCCGUGUCCAUUGUGUGUCCAGGCGCUGGGGUGUCGCGAGAUGUUUUGUGUCUAUUGUCGCCAAGUGGCUCUUUCGGUUGAGCCCUCCCCGCGCACACAUCCAGGUGGGAGGAAGGGACGCCCAUGCGCGUGCGAUGGGUUGUGUGAAAAAGGAGCCCCCGGUCUCGGGCACUGGGCAGGGGGGGAAGGGAAGGCCUGCUCGGGCGCCGGUGCGACAGGG